Physella acuta is the source of this 1352-nucleotide messenger RNA. RefSeq names its product proteolipid protein DM beta-like. The record is from RefSeq and is a predicted model, not a curated record. Gene Ontology annotation, cellular component: plasma membrane. Gene Ontology annotation, biological process: neuron projection development. NCBI's taxonomy places the organism in Eukaryota, Metazoa, Mollusca, Gastropoda, Physidae.
CAAAACUAGUACGACUAUUUAAGUAUGGCUGCCAACUCAAGGAAGUGGUAGAAUUAGAAUAGGUUUAUAAUACCAUUUUCUUUGUUACCUUUUCGUAAUUGAACAAACUUGAUCAUCUAUAAAGUCUAAUCUAAAAAUGGCUGGAUUUUUUGAAUGCAUAGGACGGACACCAUUUGCAUCUUUACUAGCAGCCUUAAUGGUCAUCAUAGGAACUAGUGUUUUUUGUGGGACUUCAUUCAAAGCCUUGCAAAUUAUGCUUAUUGGUGUUUUUCAAAAUUUGUUUGGAUUCUCUAUAAACUGGUUGGAAAUACUACAAGUAAUGUUUGUUGUCAUAGGUGUAGUGAUGGGCAUUUUUGCUAUAAUUCUACUUAUCUUUGGCUUUUUGGCUACUGGAGCUACUAGAAGCAAUAUCUACUCUGGUGCCAAAUGCAUUAUGGGAGGAAGAAUAGCUGGUGGAUUUUUUAUGAUAAUCUCCUACAUCUUGACACUUGGAUGGCUUGCUGUUUUGUCAGUAGGCAUGGUAACACUUGUUGUUUACGCUGCCAUGAACUCAAUUUGUAAUCGGGAGAUCUACAGUAAGACAGCUGAUGAACUGACUCAAUCCAAAUAUUGCUUCAACUUGACCAGAUUUGGAGUUUACAGGGAAGAGAAGAACACUGACCACAUUUGUGAACAUGCAAAUCUGAGAGCUUUAUGUAACAAGGUGGAAGAGGCAGGUCCAUUGUUCUGUGUGGCAUUUGGAGCAAUAGUUCUGGUUGUGGUUGGAAUGAUUCACUUUUUGAUAACUUUAGCAGCCAAUUACACACGAAUAAAAAUCUCAAAAGAGCUGACAGAAUACAGAGAUGCCGUAGAAAUGGAAGAACUGGAACUUCAUUCUACAGACAAAAAAACUCCACCUUUUAGGGAUGGCACUGAUAUAUAACACAGAUCCAUUUUUAUAAAUUACUCCCUUGUAUUAUACAUUCCCCUUUGUAUGAAUGAAAUUUGAUGGCAAUCUUUGUUUAUAGGUUGUCUGGGUUUGCCUUGAAAUGUGUCUAAUUUAAAUUCAGUUCCUUGAUCACAUAUCCAAUAAUAAGAAAAAGGAAAGUAGUGUCUGGUACAAUUAUGGCUAAUUGUUUACAGCACUUGUUGAUUUUAAAGUAGCAAUCUUACUGUAGAGUGAUUUUACUAUGAUUUUAAAGUAAACAAUACAUUUUUUUUACCUUAACAUAAAUAGUUAACCCUUUUCAGUCCUAUGUGGCGCCUGCUUUGCCAGAGAAUCUUUUAGUGUGGUAGUCCAGUGCACCUAUGGUCGCCCAAAUCAUAUGUAGUACAUUUAUUUACAUUUAGUAACCAAAGUUUAGUUGGUAUGA